Molecule: messenger RNA, 1974 nt
Organism: Prosopis cineraria
Lineage: Eukaryota; Viridiplantae; Streptophyta; Magnoliopsida; Fabales; Fabaceae
Product: cytochrome P450 704C1-like
Exons: 5
Coding region: 101-1633 (510 amino acids)
Molecular function (GO): oxidoreductase activity, acting on paired donors, with incorporation or reduction of molecular oxygen; heme binding; monooxygenase activity
Source: RefSeq, a predicted model, not a curated record
AGUGGGGAGCUUCUCGGCUAGCAAGUUUUGGCUACGGUCUUCAAUUUACAUAACACGGAAGCAAAACAAAAUCAUGGUCUGAAAACACCAAAGCCCAGAAAUGGAAAUCCUCUUCACCCUCUUGACCUUUACAUUCGUUUCAUUUCUGGGUCUCUUCUUCAUCUUCUCUUUUCUCCUCCUCGUCUCCCUCUACGCCGGCAAGUCCAUCGGAGACCCAAAAUAUGCCCCCGUCAAAGGCACCGUCUUCCACCAGCUCUUCUACUUCAGUACCCUCUUUGACCACCAGACGCAAGUGGCCAAAACUCUGCCCACGUUUCGGCUUCUGGGUCCGGGAUUCAGCGAACUGUACACCGCCGACACGCAAAAUGUCGAGCACAUUCUGAAAAGCCAGUUCAGCAAGUACAACAAGGGCAAGCGCGAUGAGGAUCUUAUGAUUGAUCUUUUUGGGCGGGGGAUUUUCGCUGUCAACGGUGAAAUGUGGAAGCAGCAGAGGAAGCUCGCGAGCUACGAGUUCUCCACAAGGGUUCUUAGGGAUUUCAGCUGCUCUGCUUUCAGAACGAACGCCGCCAAAUUGGUUAGAGUUAUUUCAGGAUUCUCUAACGAGAGUGUGGCUUUUGAUAUGCAGGAUAUCUUAAUGAGAUGCACCUUGGAUUCGAUAUUCAAAGUCGGGUUUGGAGUGGAACUGAAUUGCUUAGGAGGAUCAAGCAGAGAGGGGAUUGAAUUCAUGAAGGCUUUUGAUGAUUCAAAUGCUAUAAUUUCUUGGCGCUAUGUGGAUCCCUUUUGGAAGAUUAAGAAAUUUAUCAACAUUGGUUGUGAAGCUAACCUCAAGAAAAAUGUCAAAGUAAUUGAUGAUUUUGUGCAUCGAGUGAUUAGCAUCAAAAGAGAAAACUUGGCUAAUCAGCAGUAUCAUAUUGAUAAAGAGGACAUACUCUCGAGGUUUCUGAUGGAGAGCAAGAAGGACCCAACAAUGAAUGAUCAGUAUCUAAGGGAUAUAAUUCUGAACUUCAUGAUUGCAGGCAAAGACACGACUGGAAACACUCUAUCAUGGUUCUUCUACAUGCUCUGCAAGCACCCUCUCAUCCAAGAGAAGGUUGCACAAGAAGUGAUAGAAGCCACUCGCACGCAGGAAGGUAAACCCAACAUUGAUGAGUUUGUGGCCAAUAUAACAGAAGAUACCCUUGAGAAAAUGCAUUAUCUUCAUGCGACACUGACAGAGACCUUAAGGUUGUACCCUGCUGUUCCAGUUGAUGGGAGGACGGCAGAAGAAGAUGACGUCCUCCCUGAUGGCUAUGCUGUGAAAAAGGGUGAUGGAGUGUACUACAUGUCCUAUGCUAUGGGUCGCAUGCCAUACAUCUGGGGCGAGGAUGCUGAGGAAUUUUGCCCCGAACGAUGGCUCAAAGACGGGGUUUUCAAACCUGAAUCUCCAUUCAAGUUUAUUUCUUUCCAUGCUGGACCUCGAAUGUGCUUGGGGAAGGACUUCGCUUACAGACAGAUGAAAAUAGUAUCAAUGGCUCUUCUUAGGUUUUUCAGAUUCAAAUUGGACGAUGAAACGAGGAAUGUGACCUACCAUGUCAUGUUGACACUUCAUGUAGACAAGGGUCUUCCUCUACGUGCAAUACCAAGGUCUCGAUGAACGUGUUAUAGCUAUAAAUAUAAUAUGCGAAGCCAAGCAGUGCACUUAUGAAGAGCGUCUCUGGUUUUUCACCUUGAUGUUUCAGAAUGGUGAUUCUUAAUAAAAGGAUGAAAUAUCCUGUUGUAUCUUUUUAUAUUUUCAGUAAGUAUGGCAUGGUGAACCAUAUGUUGGUGGGUUUUAUGAAACAGAUUGUGAUAUUGCCUGGAUGGUAUUUAUAUAUAUUAUCCAGACAAUUUUUUUUUUUGAUGGAUUUAUAACUUUGUCAAGUGGCAUGACCGUAUUCUUAUGUGCUCAAUGCUCAAAGCUCAAUGAUAAGAUGAAAAUAAUUUUUGAUUUAUGUA